Messenger RNA from Aspergillus nidulans FGSC A4, 2739 nucleotides. RefSeq lists its product as uncharacterized. The transcript has a single exon. The record is from RefSeq and is a predicted model, not a curated record. NCBI's taxonomy places the organism in Eukaryota, Fungi, Ascomycota, Eurotiomycetes, Eurotiales, Aspergillaceae. The coding region runs from base 1 to 2739 and encodes 912 amino acids.
AUGGCCUCCACCUCUGCACUCCCCCAAACCCUUCGCUCCAUCACCGCCACCAAAAUCAAGGAGCUCUCCAAACAGCGCGGCUUAUUUGAAAAGCGCCGCGAUGAGAUUAUCCAGUCCGCUGCUGCAACCUCUGACCUGCGAACAAAGGCUCGAGUUCUCUUGGAAGGCGUCACCAGACUGAAGGGCCACCCGAACGAUGCAUUUGACAAGGAGGAUCUCGAUGUCGACGCUGAGUCAUUUGAAACACCAGUUGAAGCUGGGACGGAGCGAGCAGUCCACGCUAACAUCCGUCGGUUCCUUUUGCAGGGGAAGUAUGACCCAUCCGUGUCUGAGUCGAGCUUGAGGGAAUGCAUUGAGUCGCUUGAGAAGGAGAUCAUGUAUAUGGAGCGAGCGCAUGAUCAUGCCUCAUUCUAUAGUGCGCUUGUCACGGAAUGGCUGGAGGAUUUAGAGGCUUCUGGCGGCAUUUCAGCUAUGAAGGGUGAAGAGGAUGAAAGUGUUGAAGACGUCGGCAUGGAGAAGCUCGGACGUACGGAAAUGCACGAGCAGAGGAGAAUAUGGGAGCACAUCGUUUUCAAUGGCUCAAACGUACAAGCGGACAUGAUCCGUGCCUAUCUCGACAGCCUAUUUAUGCAAACGGCGCUCUCGCAGCAGGCUCUGAAAGAGCUCCGUGAAACCAUCAAAUCCUUUGCGACGAGCUUCUCGGCGGAGAAGACGUGGAUUACUCUAGACGAACUUUCCUGGGUCUCCCAGUCACUGUUGAAAACUGAUCUUCUGUCGAAGGAGAAGACAGUCAUCCUUAAGGAGCUCAUGCGGAACAAUGCUGUCGCGCAGGAGGUCGCUGACGUUUUGAAUAUGCGCAUCGCAUCCCUGGAUAGUUGGAGCUGGCCUGGAGAGGGCGUACCUGUGGAGAUGCGUCGUCAGUUGAAUGGAAAAUACCGAGUGUUCAUGGAUGAAGACCUACUCGACAGUCUUAUGUUUCAGUAUCUGGGCUCCAAAUGGGCGGUGGCUUUACGAUCCGCGUUUGUCACCUUCCUUGGUUCGCGUGGUUGGAAGAAAUCGCGCGAUAAUAUUCCCGAGCAGGACAAUUUGCGCCGGAGUUAUUUCGUCGGACUUCCUCGUUUUCAAGGAGUGAAUGAAGAAAGACAGGGAGUUUAUAAGCGGGACUAUUUCAUGUCUCAGCUGCCUUCCACUGUUGACACGGAGGUAGGCAGCUACGACAACGACGAUGAUGACGACGGAAACAAUGUGAACCGUCCUCAGAACGCCCUUGACACGAAACACUCCCUUCUUCACCUUCUUAUCACGGAAUCCAUUCUACACACCAACCUCCAUGGACAGUUCACAGCUAUCAGGUCAGAUUUCAAAUGGUUUGGCCCAUCUCUCCCACACACCACGAUGCUCACAGUCCUUUCCUACUUCGGAGUGCCUCAGCAAUGGCUAGAAUUUUUUCGUACUUUCCUGGAAGCACCGAUGAAAUUCGUCCACGACGGUCCAAAUGCCACUGUCUUACGCCGAAAAAGGGGGAUCCCAAUGAGCCAUACGCUCUCCACGGCAAUGGGAGAAGCCGUGCUAUUUUGUAUGGACUAUGCCGUAAAUCAGAGCACUGAUGGGGCAUACCUAUACCGACUGCAUGAUGACUUUUGGUUUUGGGGCCAAGAGAGGACGUGCGUGAAAGCAUGGACCGCUAUGACCGUUUUUGCCGAAGUCAUGGGUCUUGAGUUCAACGAGGAAAAGACGGGGACCGUACGCUGGCAAGGGGCUGGCGAGAAACUGCCACAAAUAUUGACUCCACCUCCUGUGCAGCCUGAAGGGGAGGAUUUGCUUCCAUCUGGCAAUAUACGCUGGGGCUUCCUGAAACUUGACUCUCAAGAGCGCCGCUUUAUCAUUGAUCGAGAAAUGGUCGAAAAGCACAUAGCCGAGCUCCGACGCCAGCUUUCCGCCUGUAGGAGUAUUUUCGCAUGGAUACAAGCAUGGAACGGCUACUUUGGCCGAUUUUUUGUGAACAACUUUGCUAAACCCGCUGUUUGUUUCGGGAGGGAGCACAUAGACAUGGCAAUCACGACACUGAGUUAUAUCGAACACGCACUUUUCCCUGGAAGCGACGGUGGUGGAGUGACCAACAGCCUCCGAAAGACGAUCGCUGAGCGGUUCGAUGUCCACGAUAUUCCUGACGGUUUAUUUUACUUUCCUAUCGAACUUGGCGGCCUGAAUCUUCUCAAUCCUUACAUUCCCCUUCUUGCCAUGCGCGAGGAUAUCAAGCAAACGCCACACCGCCGGAUUCAAAAAGCAUUCCUGGAUGAAGAGGCAGCCUAUCUUUCAGCAAAGGAGAACUUUGAGAAGACUGGCCCUCAGAACCCCCAGGCCUUUGUGCUUGGAAGCAAAAGCGAAUCAGCCUUCCCGCGAGAGUUCCUUUCCCUUGAGGAGUACAUGAAAUACGCCGAGUGCUUUAGCCGCCCCCUUUUGGACGCCUAUCGGGACUUGAUCCGCAUUCCGGAUCAAAUCAGCGUUGACCUCACACUUGCUAUGCGUGGCAUCCUAACUCUGAGCGCGACGAGGACUUCAGCGAAAACCAUCUCUGGAGACUGGCGGAGUAUGUCACCUUACUGGAAGUGGACGGCCGAGCUUUAUCGGGCUGGGAUGGUGAAGAGGUACGGUAACCUCGCAGCCGUAAAUCGGGAGUUCAUGCCUGUCGGUGUGGUUGAGACACUGAAGGAGGGAAAAUUCCGCUGGCAAGGCUGA